Chlorella variabilis is the source of this 990-nucleotide messenger RNA. RefSeq names its product expressed protein. The transcript has 6 exons. The coding region runs from base 1 to 990 and encodes 329 amino acids. NCBI's taxonomy places the organism in Eukaryota, Viridiplantae, Chlorophyta, Trebouxiophyceae, Chlorellales, Chlorellaceae. The record is from RefSeq and is a predicted model, not a curated record.
AUGGAGCGGACCCACGGGCUGAGCAGCGGCGGCGGCAGCAGCCCGCAGGCGUCCGCGGUGGACAAGAUUGUGGCAUGGGACCGCCGCUUUGCCAUGCUGGGACUGGCCAUGUGGGGAGGCACGGCGGUCAAGGUCGCCCCCGCUCUGUCGACUUUUGAGAACUGGAACGCGAUCGUGGGCAUGGCAGGGAUGUUCCUCGUCUCGGUGGCCUGGCCCACCUGGGCGCGCCGCAGCUACGUCCGCAACCGGGUCGCCGCCCUCGCCUUCCUCCGCGUCUUCCUCUUCGCCCUUCCCUUCAACUUCAGCCUGCGGGUCUUCAACGCCCUGGCGCCCGAUGUGGCCGCCGGCAGGCUGGGCCUCGUGUCCAACGUGUUCCAAGUCUUCAUGAGCAUCCGCAUCGCGCUGCUCAACUUCACGUCCAUGGGCUGGAGGGUGCCCUUCCGCCUGCACCUCGUGCUGCAAGCCAUCAACGUGUCCCUGCUGGUCCGCUUCGGGCUGAGCAGCUACGUGCAGAGCAAGCUGCUGACCAGCCCCGAGGUGGAGGCGGUGGUGGGCGCCGUGAACGGCUUCAUGUCGUUUGUGGCCUCCGCCACGGUGCCCUCUGUCACCAUCAUCGCCCCCAAGGGCAUCGACCACCAGCGCGUGGCCGUGCUGCUCUUCUGCUGGGCGACCCUCGGCUACCUGCUGCCCACGCUGCUGCUGCUGCCCAACGUCCCCCGUGGCCCGCCACCCGCGCAGCAGAGUCAGGGCACAGCCUCCAAGCUUGGGGAUGCCAUCGAGACAGGCCUCCGCUUCCUGCUGCCGCCGUCGCAGCAGCAGCAGCAGCAGCGGCGCCAGCAGCAGCGCCCACAGCGGCGUGAGGACGAGGACGGCCCGCAGCUGCCAGCCAGCGCCCCCUGGGUCAUGUGCUGGUGGGCGGUGCUGCUGGUGGUCUGGUCGGGCUGCUGCCUUGCGGCGCAAUACCUGGCUCCGCCGGGCAGCGAUGAAUAG